AUUGUCAUAGAUAUACGCACGGAAGCGUCGAGUCGUAGCGAGGCCCUUCGCUACGAAUUUUCAGCCUGCUCUGAAAAUUCUUAGGCGUCCGGUGAUAACGUUUCGAUCUACGAUUAACACAAAUCAUAACGUGAUAUUCGUGCUUGAAGCAGUGCAUUGUAACAUAUGUAUUGUGAGUUGCGUGAAAGUUGAAAUUGUGUAACGUAUAUCGACGUGAUUUUGUCGAACUGUUACUCGGAUUACUCGAUAUUACGGACGCCAUAACAACUUCCAUUUAUAAUAUACGAUACUCUUGGAAGAAGGAGCUCAGUGAAGAUGCCAGAAUUAACGGAACUUGACAAAGCAGCCAGCUCGGAGCCUACCAAGGUAGAGUUGGUGGGUAUUGGUUCAGCGACUGAUUCAGAUUCCGAUGACACAAUACCUGAAUUGGAAGAUGCAGGUACUCCAGGCACUGUCAGUUUUCCUGGCACGGCUGUCACUGGACUUCCAAUUGAUAUGGUUUCUAAGGCUAAGCAAAGCCGUGGUGAAAAGAAAGCUAGGAAGUUGAUGAGCAAGUUGGGAUUAAAACCAGUACAAGGAGUUAACAGAGUGACCAUUCGUAAAUCAAAGAACAUUCUGUUUGUUAUAAAUAAACCAGAUGUCUUGAAGAAUCCAGCUUCAGAUACUUACAUAGUGUUUGGUGAAGCCAAGAUUGAGGAUCUCAGCCAGCAAGCUCAAGUAGCAGCUGCUGAAAAAUUCAAGGAACCACCAGUUGUACCAGCAACUGAAGCUGGCGGUAGUACUACAGUUGUUGCUCCUAUACAAGAGGAAUCUGAAGAAGAAGUGGAUGAAACAGGUGUGGAAGAAAAGGACGUUGACUUGGUGAUGUGUCAAGCUAAUGUGUCACGAGGGAAAGCUAUUAAAGCUCUUAAGAACAAUCAAAAUGACAUUGUUAAUGCUAUCAUGGAAUUGACAAUGUGAUGAAGCUGUUUAAAAGUAGAGUGUGCUACAUGAUAGCUCGCGUUGGGAGGUGAUAAUUUUCAGCUGUACAUCAUCAGGAGGUACUACUUUUUAUUUCAUCACAUUGAGGAAAGAAAAUAAUUGUGACAUUGUGAAUAAUUGGUUACUUUGAACGCAUCUGUUAAUGAACCUCGAAAUAUUGGAUUCACAUGUAUAUACAUAAUUCAUGUAAAAGAAAGAAAAAUAAAUACAUUAAGUACACAACAUAUUUUCCUGGCAUUUUGUCAGGAAUAACCA
Harpegnathos saltator (Jerdon's jumping ant) is the source of this 1236-nucleotide messenger RNA. It is a transcript of the gene Nacalpha, whose product is annotated as nascent polypeptide associated complex protein alpha subunit. Gene Ontology annotation, cellular component: nascent polypeptide-associated complex. NCBI's taxonomy places the organism in Eukaryota, Metazoa, Arthropoda, Insecta, Hymenoptera, Formicidae. The record is from RefSeq and is a predicted model, not a curated record. The transcript has 6 exons. Bases 316 to 960 code for a protein of 214 amino acids.